Ctenocephalides felis (cat flea) is the source of this 4773-nucleotide messenger RNA. Its product is annotated as receptor-type guanylate cyclase Gyc76C-like. Gene Ontology annotation, molecular function: peptide receptor activity; ATP binding; guanylate cyclase activity. Lineage: Eukaryota; Metazoa; Arthropoda; Insecta; Siphonaptera; Pulicidae. The transcript has 23 exons. The coding region runs from base 310 to 4446 and encodes 1378 amino acids. The record is from RefSeq and is a predicted model, not a curated record. Gene Ontology annotation, biological process: receptor guanylyl cyclase signaling pathway; intracellular signal transduction; protein phosphorylation.
GUUGAUGUGUUCGGUGCUAAAUGAAAGUGAUACACCGAAUUGACUAAAGUAGUUAAACGUUUGUGAGAAGACAUGUGAUUCGGAUAAAGUGCCUUUUAUUUAUUAUCAUUAUGACUGUGGUAAAUAAAAUUUUGUGCUUGUAGUGGUCUCCUUUGAUAACUGUUUCCAGGUUUUACUGGAAACAGUUUGGAGGAUUUAUCAGAAAUCGAAGGAAAAUUUCUUCAGUGGACAACAAGCGGUUAAGGAGGUCUCUAUGCGCAACAAGAAACGAAUUAAAUAAAAGAUCGGUGACAUAGAGGUUUUCGGGACAUGCAUGUAUCGACGGGGCCUUUGCUAUGGCUUUUCGUUCUGACGCAGACGAGCUUAGCAAUUGGCCCCACGGCUCACGCUGUGAUCGGCAAGAAAAAAGUUUUAACAGUUGGAUAUUUGACGGCCAUCAAGGGCGAACUGAAGGAUCGGCAAGGUUUGGCCGUCUCUGGUGCCGUCACCAUGGCCCUUAAUGAGAUAAAUAGUAGUCCCGAUAUUUUACCCAAUGUAACCCUCGCCUUACGUUGGAACGAUACCAGAGGCGACACAGUUCAAGCUACAAGGGCCCUUACAGAAAUGCUUUGUGAUGGCGUUUCGGCCCUGUUUGGACCAGAAGGACCGUGUCAUGUUGAAGCUAUUGUAGCUCAGGCGAGGAAUAUACCUAUGAUCUCUUAUAAAUGCUCCGAUUAUAAAGCGUCUUUAGUACCUACCUUUGCAAGGACAGAGCCACCUGACACACAGGUGACGAAAUCCGUGAUUUCCUUACUCCGAUACUAUAACUGGCAUAAAUUCUCUGUGAUCCACGAACAUCCUUGGGAAAAUGUUGCUCAAUCUUUGGAAGAGCAAGCCAAAACUUCCAAUCUGACCAUUAAUCAUAUGAUAGCCGUCCAGGAUCCUCAUAUUUGCUGUGAAAAAAAUUUGCCUUGCUGCCAGAGCGGUUAUUGGUAUCAAGUCAUACAGGAUACCAAGGACAGAACUCGCAUUUAUGUGUUUCUCGGCACCUCGAAGGCUUUGGUAGAUAUGAUGAACACAAUGGAGUCUGCACAAUUGUUCGAAAAUGGAGAAUACAUGGUUAUUUUCGUCGAUAUGAUGACCUAUAGUCCUCGAGAGGCUAAAAACUAUUUAUGGAGUUCAGAACAAUUAUUAAAGAAAGCAUCCUGUUACGAGGAACAGGGUUUUCAGAAACGUGCCAAAAGUUUACUAGUCGUCGUUUCAACGCCUCCAACUAAAAACUACGAAAGUUUCACUGAAAAAGUGCGAGAGUUCAAUGCCAAGGAUCCAUUUAAUUUUUCAACGCCGACGCUGUUUGAACAGAAAAAUUAUAUACAGUUUGUGUCGAUAUACGCCGCUUAUUUGUACGAUUCGGUGAAAUUGUACGCGAGAGCGCUGAAUGAUCUGUUAAGCAGACAUCCUGUGGUCACGGAUGAAAUAAUCGAUGAAGUUGCCAGUAACGGUACCGAGAUUAUUAAGACAAUAGUCAACUAUGGUACUUAUAUAAGUGUGACUGGAGCGACGAUAAGACUGGACAAAAAUGGUGAUUCGGAGGGCAAUUUCUCUGUCCUGGCAUUGAAGCCCUUCAACCUGACCCUGAGGGACGGCGGGACCAACUUUACCUGUGAUCACUCAAUGAUUCCUGUUGGAUAUUUCCUGUCGACGCACACCGGCGGCGCCAGCGAUUCAUAUCCGGCUUAUCAAAUCAACCGACGUCUUCUGGUGGACUGGCCGAAUGGUGUCCGACCUGAGGAUGAACCUUCUUGCGGUUUCCUGAACGAGCAGUGUCCAAAAGACGAUUCUCAUGUGAAUAGUUUAGUUGCUGCAGGAGCCCUGGCGGUUACUUUAUUCUGCACCAGUGUUAUUAUAAUGAGUAUUUAUCGAAAAUGGAAGAUUGAACAAGAAAUUGAAGGUCUGCUGUGGAUGAUAGAUAUACAUGAGAUACAUGGAUAUUUUGGGAAUGAUAUUGUGUCGUCACCCAGUAAGUUAUCUCUAGCAAGUGCGGCAUCGUUCGGUUCACGUUGCAGCAAUCAAUUAUUUACUGCAACUGCAAAAUUCAGAGGUGUAGUUGUACGAGUCAAAGAGUUGAAAUUCUCCAAAAAGAAAGAUAUAUCCAGAGAAAUAAUGAAGGAGAUGAGGCUCCUUCGUGAACUGAGACACGACAAUGUCAAUUCGUUUAUUGGAGCUUGUGUCGAACCCAUGAGGGUGCUACUGGUCACUGAUUAUUGCGCUAAGGGUAGUCUUUAUGAUAUAAUUGAAAAUGAAGAUAUAAAAUUAGAUGAAAUGUUCAUAGCAUCAUUAAUACACGAUUUAAUUAAGGGAAUGCUUUACAUUCAUGCUUCUCCUUUAAUUUGCCACGGAAAUUUAAAGUCUUCGAAUUGUGUUGUAACAUCACGAUGGAUGUUACAAGUUGCAGACUUUGGUCUGCACGAAUUGAGACAUUGUGCAGAAAGCGAUUCAAUAGGCGAACACCAGUAUUAUCACAAUUUAUUUUGGAAAGCUCCAGAAUUAUUGAGAAGCCCGAUGCAAAAUAUCCGCGGCACUCAGAAAGGAGAUGUUUAUAGUUUUGCAAUUAUUUUAUAUGAAAUUCUAGGUAGAAGAGGGCCUUUUGGUUGCUCCUCGCCUAGAGAACCUAAAGAUAUAAUAGAAUUAGUCAAAAAUCCAGUCACACAACUGAGGCCUGAUGUAUCCUUGUUACGUGAAGGCGAUUGUUGUGCAGACUAUAUUUUAGCUGUGAUGCAGGAUUGUUGGAAUGAAAUUCCUGAUCAGAGGCCUGAUUUUACCUCUGUACGCGCCAGACUGAAAAAAAUGCGCGGGGGAAAAUCAAGAAACAUUAUGGACCAAAUGAUGGAAAUGAUGGAAAAGUAUGCUAAUAAUUUAGAAGAUAUUGUCAGUGAGAGAACGAGAUUGCUUUGCGAAGAGAAGCGUAAAACUGAAGACUUACUUCAUAGAAUGCUACCAGAGCCAGUAGCUGAAAGACUGACCAAAGGCCACGGUGUCGAACCAGUAUCCUUUGAUUCUGUGACCAUUUACUUCAGUGAUAUCGUAGGAUUUACAGCAAUGUCGGCAGAAAGUACGCCGUUACAAGUAGUCAACUUUUUAAAUGAUCUCUACACUGUUUUCGACAGGAUAAUUAAAGGAUAUGAUGUCUACAAAGUGGAAACUAUUGGAGAUGCUUAUAUGGUGGUAUCUGGUUUACCAAUAAAGAACGAUGAUAGGCAUGUCGGGGAAAUUGCAUCAAUGUCCUUAGACUUACUUGCUGCCGUAAGAACACAUCAAAUAUCACACAGACCUAAUGAAACACUUAAAUUACGUAUUGGAGUUCAUACAGGGCCUGUGGUUGCCGGUGUUGUGGGUUUGACCAUGCCACGGUAUUGCUUAUUUGGAGACACCGUAAAUACGGCUUCUAGAAUGGAAAGCAAUGGUGAACCUUUGAAAAUUCAUGUAUCUCCUCAAUGUAAAGCUGCCUUGGAUAAAUUGGGUGGCUAUGUGACCGAGGAACGUGGUUUGGUGCCCAUGAAGGGAAAGGGUCAUGUACUGACGUACUGGUUGGUGGGAGCAACUGAAAAGGCUAUUCAAAAACGUGAUGUAGAUUUAGGUGAAUUACCUCCAUUGUUUUGUAGACCAAGGCGUAGUCCAAAAUUAGCCAGCGAUUCACGACGUCCAUCUUUAGUUGGAUCCUGCAGCCGUCGUCAAUCAAUAGUUCCGCGCGGAAGCAGCAUUAGUUUAAGCGUGACAAAUGCUUCUACAGUUUCUAAUCGCCGAGUAGAUCGUGCUCCCCUUUAUCUAUCUGGAGGCGGCCAAACUAACGCUACACAUGCCUCCAAUAACAGCACGGAGCAGCAAUCACGAUCGUCAUUACCACGUACUACCGAGGAAGUUUUGUGGGAAAAAGAAUCUCGACCUACUAAUAGAACCACCAAGCGUUUAAGAGAAUCUCGAUCGUUGGAUCCAUUCCCUGUUUUGGGCACUAGGAGGAGGUCAAGUUGUCCUGCUGCUGCUGGUUGUGAUAGGCCAAGUGCAUCGAGGUCUUUGGAGAAUUGUAGACUGACUGCAUUGAGUGGGCGUCGAAAUUCAGCUAGGAGAGAUUCUUCCGGAGGUCGUUGCCAAAAUGGUAGUGCAGUGGUUCUUCAAUCCCAAGACGACCAAGAUCAGGAUCCAGCCAGACCUUUACUAUCCCAGUCUGCACGUGUCGAAAUCGCCUGGGCUGCAAAGAGGUGGCGGUCGCUCGAAGCAGUCUUACCAGCCGCUGCUGCGGUGGCAGCUGGCAACCAGGAUGGCAGGAAACCACCUACCAGAGCUUCUUUAAGGAACUGGCUGUUUGGUUUAUUUGGAGGAAACGGAUUCAGGAAUAGCGAUUUGUCGCUUAGGAAGGCUGUGCUUACAGGAUACACGGAUAUGCAACCUGAAAAGGAAAGCAUAGUUUGAGAUUUUAGUUCUGGGGUAUGUAGGCUUGCAAUGUGCAUGCUCUUAAUUUCUGUUAUUGUGUUCGGUUCAGGUGAUAGAUCCAUAUUAAUUGAGGAUUAAUUACAUUUUUUACAAUGAAUUUGAUAAAUCUAAUUCAGCGUCAAAAAUCUUUUCACAAAUAAAUCAUAUACAAAAUUAUAUACAAUACGCAAUAUACAUACAAAAUUUCUUUACAGAAUUUACCAAGUUUUAGAUUACCAACAUUGUUACAUUUUUAGCUAGUCGAUGCAUUUGAAUUAGAUUUAUCAGAAUUUUAUUUGGGACUAAUUUGUAUUGAUUUCAUAUUGA